GGAUUUGUUCCUUUGAAACCUAGAUUAAGACACUUAUUUGAAGGAUAUAUUUCAGUAGGGCAUGUUUAUUCAAGAAGUUCUUAUUAGGAGUCUCAUUUUAAAAAUGGUUUAAACCUUGGGUUGAGUGGAUCUUAUUAGCAAGUUUUGACAUGGGUAUGAAUGAUCAGUCUCCAUAGACGUGACAGUUUUUUUCUCUCAAAAGAAACCAACUCUUAAGUGGCCAGUUCAGUUACCCCGUGGUAACAGAUAUUUUCUAGUCAGUACUCAUUAUUACUGCAUGAUACAUUCAUUUAUUGGGGACACCAUGGAGUGACAAGAAGAGUUCUCCGAGCCUUUUUGGCAAGUCAUGCUUCUGUUCACAUACUUCUAACUGCAACAUUGUUUUUGUCUCUGCACUUUGUGUCUCUUGCAUGAAACAACUCUGUUUCUAUUGUGAAAAUGUUGAGAGUCAGACCAUUUCAAGUGGGAACUGACCAUCUUCUGUUGAUGUAGACUCUCAUGAUUAUCAACAUUCUUCCCCGUCAUCCUUAACUUUUUUUUUCCUUUUGACAUGACUCAUUGGGUCUUUUUCUUCACUUUUGCCUUAAUGUGUACCUAGGAUUGAGCACGUCCAUGUCAUCUGUAAUGGUCUUUGUUGUCUCGAUGCUUGCGGGUAAUUGUUCCUGGGACACCUGUUCUCCCUGUCACUCCCUGUCAGGUAAACUAAUUUUCGGGAAGGUCCAGUUCUCCAAAGGAUGGGCCUAAUUAGUGAGUUUUCUUUGCUUCCUUUGUCUGAUGUCUUGUACAAUUCUUCCAUGUUCUUUGCCCUUUCGGCCACUAAAAAGUGCCUUUCCCCAUUGUUUCCAUUUCCUUAGAAAUGUAGCUGGUGCUUGUCGUGGAAUCACAAGGUUGAUUACUCGUAUGUCUGUCUUGUAGUGCCAUAGUUAAAGUCUUGAAUUAUCAGGUGCCCUCCUUUCCCUUUCGUCACAUUUAAUCGAAAGGCAGCCCCUCAUGAAAACAGGUGUAUGAUCGUCGUAUAUACUGGAGAUCAUAGCCCUCUGAGCUGCCAUGUUCUGAAGUGGCAGAAACUGUCUAUCCUAAGCUUGCUGGGAAACACCAUGCCCCUUUUGAAUGUUAAGCUUAGUUUACUAGUUAUUUUUUCUUUUUUCCACAUUAGAAUCUAUACUCGCCAUGAUUAUCAACUUUGCUUCAUGAUGGCAAUGGCCUGCGGAUGUUUGUCUGCUACUUUCUUGCAGGAACUGGAACCUUUUCUGCUGAGAGAUAGUCCAAGGUAAACACAAAUUGCUUACAGUAACUUGCUACACAUUGCUUUGAUAUCUGCUCCGUAUUCACAGUUCCCUGUGGAUCAAUAGACCACUGCUAUAAAACAACAUCUUUGAAUCAGUUUAAAGAGUUUCAAGAAUCUGCUAGGAAAAUAUUGCUUCUGGUGCAGUUCCAGGUUGCAUCGAGAAGUUAAAUGAGUCGAAAAAAUCUGCGAUCGAGGUGCAGUGCCUUAUUGGGUAGUUUCUAGAGAAUGAACAUGAGAACCCUACCAUUUCCAUUAGGAAAAAUAUGGUUACGCGGGAACUAAUCGUACAGUAUAAUACGGCAUUGAUUUGAUGGGUUGUUAAGUGAAGCAACGUAACCAUGGAAGUGCAUUAUUGCAAAAACACAUUAUUAUGGAGAGACAACCUUGGCUGCAAACUGUCACAACCUAACCUUGUCGAUGAGGGAUCUUACAUUUGAGGAAAAGAACUGGGAGCUAGACAACGAAGGAGUUUUGCCACGUUUUGAAUGUCUCUUUUAGGCGCACCACUAAACUACAAAGGGAUAGUGGCUGUACCUUAGGGCUGUAUAUAACAGGUGGUCGGCUGGUGAAAUAGAGAAAUGCAGGUUGUAUAGUAAACAAUGAUGAAUGGUCAAUAUAGACUGGAAGCAGACAUGUAAUUUUUAAAGUUUGUGUACCUGCAGGUGCAGGAGACAUAACUAGAAGUGGGGUGGCAAAUAGCUAAGGGCCUUGAAUAACCUUCUGGUAUAUUUUGAGAAUGCAUGCAUUUCGGUUCCAGGUAAUAUGACAUACAGUUGUUUGUUUUUUUUGUCAUGCUCAUUAUUGUUAUUUAGUUUUUCCCUUCAUUUUAAAUUCCACCGAUUUAGAUGAUGUUCUCAUUUCAAAUGCAUGUAUUUCCCUCAAUGCUGGAAUUUUCAGCCUGAUUUAGACAGUUUUCUCAUUUCAAAUACAUGCAUUUUUACGGUAGGAAAACACACCCCCAAUGAUUAUGAUCCCCAUUACCAAGUGAUAUAUAUAUCAAGGGAAAGGUAGUAUUAGUCUAUGCAUUACUUCUCCAGCACAACAGUCACCAAACCAAGCCAAACACAAAGCGUCCAAACUUGCGAGUCAUGUGGGUAAGGGCUGAUGUCUGAAUAAGCUCGAAUGUUUUUCUGUGUGGAAUGACUUUAACGGUGUUGAUUGAUUGAGUAGAGUCCAUGUGGAACCCUCGUGCGAAUACCUAAGAUCCCGGCGGGUUCUUCUGCCCAUUCCUUAUUGGCACACGCCUUGAAUCUGCUCUUCGGAGUAGAGACAGGGGUUCCUGUUUGUGGUCACAUCAGCAAUCACCAGUUUCUAACCCACUUAGGAUUUUUUUUUUUAUUGACGUUUCAAGCAAUGCAUUCCCAUAUGGUGGUUAGCACUUAGCACUGAAUGGUAGUCGUCGUAGCAAAUGGUCACAAGUGUCAUUGACGGAGGGUCUACCUAUCUUGGCUGAACCAUCAAGAUACAUGGCAGCCUUAAAUUAAGUUCCAUCUUCUUGCCAAUUAUUCAUAUGAUUGUGUUCUUAAAAUAUAAGUUGUUGUACAAAAUCUUAGGAUUAGGCCUUUGAGACCAUUCGAGAACUAGCAUAGGAUAUGGUAAUGAUAUUGGAAAAGUAUAUAUAGAAUUCUCCUUGAGUUUUAAUUAGUUUCCUGAUUGAACCAAAAGAAAAUUUCCAGUUAACUUUAUGCUCCAUUCCAUCACAUCACAUGAUAAAUUGUGGUGUCAUAUAUUCAGUAUGGAAGUUAGAAUUGAAUUCUCCAUGGUACUAACCUAUUUGCAAGGUACUUUAUAGUUCAGUGGCGUUUUUUCCUUGUUAUAAAGAGUUAAGUGAGUUGGAUAAAGAUGCAUCCGAAAGCAGUUCAGUGACUUGGAUAAGGUUGAUUUUUGGUUAUGCAACAUCUUUAUUAUUAGUUUUAGCAUUUUGAAAGUUUUGACCAACAACUCAAAUGUGAAUCAUGCAAAAUAGAGGAUUACACCCUGAGGUGAGGUGUUCCCAUUGGGAACCUGCUCUAACAACUCCCCUACAGGCUAUAGCACAAGCGACGCGAGCAGGAAAAAAAAAAAACAAGAAUCUUUAGUGCCAUACUCUUUGGUACAAGGACAUAAGAACACCAUCCACCCGCAAAUGCACAACUACCCUGCAAGUUGAAGGAUUGUAUUUCUGCCCAUUGCCUAGUUACUUCCUCCAUGAUAGAUAAUGCAUUUGUUAUGUGCUGAAGAAUUGGUGGUAUAGUUGAAUGAUUAAUUUUUUUUUAUCAUUUCGCCUCCUUUUUUCCCAAAAGCAGUUAUGCCCAUUGGAUAGUCUCUUCAAAAACUAUUUGUUUACCAGUUUGUAUUCCAGUUUAAUACGAUUCGAGCCGAGAUAGGUUAAUACCUGAAAUUCUCUCAAUUAGGCGUAGCUCUUGUUUACAGUUUUUUUAAUUUAAGACGGUUCUCUUUGUGGUCAAAUCAGGAUAAAUAUUACUGAAAGUGUACGUCCUACGUGGUGCGUUUGAAGAUGUAAGCUGCCAACCAUGAAAUCAAUGUAUAACCCCACCGUCAAUACACAAAGAUCACUCUUCAGAAGAGAAAAUCGUUUAGAUACAAGGGGACUAAAGGGGUUAUAUUCCCCUAGAACGAAGCCAAGAACAGAAGUCGAACCUCGCAAACAAUUGAGGCGACAAAAGCAGAGCAUGACGGGCUACACAAUGAGCCGCUCUGUUACGAAUUCUACCAAUGAACUGAAUAUCAACCACAUCCAUCCCAUCCAAGAGUAAAAAUAUCUCCUGCAACAGGGCACCAAUCUUGCUGUCCGCUGCAUCUCUUGCCACACAUUUGUCAAUGAUUAAUUUCGCAUCUCCACAAAAUGAUAUGGAUCGGAGCCCACGUCUGCAGCAAUCAAGUAUACAAUCCCGCAAGCCCAGGGCUUCCAACACAUAGGGAUCACUAAUUGCUUCAUACCGCCGAGCUGCAGCCCCAAUGACUCCACCUGUAGAAUCAAAGAAAACAAAACCAACCGUCCCAAAACCACAAUUGGAAGUAGCAGCAUCAAAAGUAACCCGAAUCCCUGGUGUUGCAAUCGAGACCUGCACAGGCAACGAAGCUGACAAUCUUGGUUCUGGGGUAGAAGAUAAAAGAGCCUGCUCCACUUCCUUAACUUGAUGAGACCAUUGAUGAGCAAGAACAUCGAGAGAGAGCUGCUUGAAUUGAAAAACCACCAUACAACGAUUCUUCCAUAGCCUCCAGAACAAACAAAUUACCUGCAGAAUGACAUAAUCUGAAUCCGAACCAUUAGUUUUGCACAGUGUAUUUCUGAUAAAACCUGUAAAAGAAC
Messenger RNA from Linum trigynum, 4601 nucleotides. NCBI's taxonomy places the organism in Eukaryota, Viridiplantae, Streptophyta, Magnoliopsida, Malpighiales, Linaceae. The record is from the annotation of a GenBank genome assembly.